AUGGUCCGGGGGGCUCUCUGUGCGCUGCUGCUGGCCCUGCGCUGCAGCUCGGGGCGGGCAGGGGAGUUCUGCCACGGCUGGGCUGGCAGCCCCCAGCGCUGGCACCGCGGCUUCCAGUGCCCCGAGCGCUACGAUGGACCCGAGGCCACGCUGUGCUGCGGGACCUGCAGCCUGCGCUACUGCUGCUCGUCCAGAGAGGCGCGCCUGGAGCAGGCUCGGUGCCCCGGUGAGCACCCGCAGCCCAGCCCCAGGCCUCCGGUGCCAGUGCCUGUGUACCUGCCAUUCCUUCUUGUUGGGUCCGUGUUUGUGGCAUUUGUUGUUGGUGGAGCCUGCAUUGGAAUUUGCUGCUGCAAAUGCUUAAAAUCCCAGGAUGAGGAGCAGCAAAGUGGACUUGCACCUGGCCAGACCUGGCUACUCCAACCUGAUCUUCCCUCUCGCCUCUCCAGUUCCAGUUCUGCCACCAGAAGCUCACCAAGUAAUGAUGCUCAGAGCAGCAGCAUCUGCAUGACUCUGGCUCCAUCCCUACCUCCAUCCCUGCCCAUUCUUGGGCUGCCUGAAGAUGCUCGGUUCCUAAGUCCCCCACCUGGCAGUGGACAACUCUUGCAACCUUCAUGUGCUAUGCACAGAAUACCCACUGAUCACACUGCAGCAAUGGCUCCAGCAUCCUUCCUUAAAAGAACAAUCUAUGGGCACAGUGCUAGUGCAUCUCCUCUUGGGGUAACACAGAGUGACCAAAUGAUGUACUUAGGAGCACAUGUCUGA
Melopsittacus undulatus (budgerigar) is the source of this 762-nucleotide messenger RNA. RefSeq names its product protein shisa-1-like. Lineage: Eukaryota; Metazoa; Chordata; Aves; Psittaciformes; Psittaculidae. The coding region runs from base 1 to 762 and encodes 253 amino acids. The transcript is spliced from 2 exons. The record is from RefSeq and is a predicted model, not a curated record.